CAAUACCAGUCUGUGCAAGGAUCAGAACUUGUGGUGAAGGCCGUAACUCCUGUCCACAACCACAAUGAAGUUUCUUCCCAUUAGCUUUUUCAUCUUGGCUUUGGCAACUGCCAUUGCUUUAGCUUACGACCCAAGUCCUCUUCAGGACAUAUGCGUGGCCACCAAUAACCUGGACUCUGGAGUAUUUGUGAACGGAAGGUUCUGCAAGGACCCGAAUCAAGCCACAGCUGAUGAUUUCCUCUUUAUGGGGUUGAGGAAUCCAGGAAACACAGCAAAUCCGCUUGGAUAAGUCACACCGGCUUUCGUCAACCAAUUUCCGGGAGUCAACACUCUUGUAUCCAUGGCUCGCAUUGACUUCGCUCCUGGCGGCCUAAAUCCUCCCCACCUUCACCCACGUGGCAGCGAGGUUCAGUUUGUGGCCGAGGGUAUGCUACUGGCUGGCUUUGUCACAUCCAAUCAAUUAAACAACACUUUCUUCACCAAAGUAUUGUACAAGGGAGACGUAUUUGCAUUCCCUAUUGGUCUCAUUCACUUCCAGUUAAAUAUCGGAAACACAUACGCACUGGCAUUUUCCAGUUUUAGUAGCCAGAACCCUGGAAUCAUCACUGUUGCUAAUGCCGUCUUUGGAGCAAAGCCACCCAUCUCUGUUGAUGUUCUCACCAAGGCCUUCCAAUUGGACAAGAAGGUUGUUGACUACCUCCAGGCGCAAUUUUGGUACGACAACAACUAAGUGAAUUUACCAGAAGUUACACAAAAUAGUAGAUCCACCGGACUUACAAAAUUAAUAUUACUCCAUAUGCUUUAGACACAUAAUUAAACUCUCUCUCUCUCUCUC
This is a messenger RNA of Eucalyptus grandis, 835 nucleotides long. Its product is annotated as germin-like protein subfamily 1 member 7. The record is from RefSeq and is a predicted model, not a curated record. Gene Ontology annotation, cellular component: cell wall. Gene Ontology annotation, molecular function: manganese ion binding. NCBI's taxonomy places the organism in Eukaryota, Viridiplantae, Streptophyta, Magnoliopsida, Myrtales, Myrtaceae.